Messenger RNA from Saccostrea cuccullata (small rock oyster), 1047 nucleotides. Its product is annotated as nucleolar transcription factor 1-A-like. NCBI's taxonomy places the organism in Eukaryota, Metazoa, Mollusca, Bivalvia, Ostreida, Ostreidae. The record is from RefSeq and is a predicted model, not a curated record. The transcript has a single exon. Bases 1 to 1047 code for a protein of 348 amino acids.
AUGUUUUCUAUCCUGAAAAAUCCAACAUUUAAAUUUGUGUCAACCCGUUGUACUGAAAAUUUACUGACAGUUAGCAGAGUUUGUUUUGGACAAUCCUUCAGCAUUUCUAAUAAGAAGGAUGAUGAUUUUCUCAUGAAUCCAGAGACUUUCAUUUUGAGGAAAGCUAAUCCAACUCCGUAUAGUGUUUUUGUGGCUGAAAACAUUAAAAGAGUUCAAAAGGACCAUUCUGACAAAGUCAGAGAAAGAUUGUCAGAGGAGUACAAAUCGCUUGCAAUUGGUGAACUUUUGAAGUAUGAAGAAAAAGCAGAAAAACUUAAAAAAGACCAGGAGAGAUAUCGAAAAAUGGUAGAAGAUCUUCCACUUGAAGCUAAAGAUGAAUUACUUUUAAAUGCGCUAGAGAAAAUGGAGAAGAAAAUAAAAACAAAAACUUUGAAAAAGACAAAUAAACCCUCUCUGAAGCGUUUUAAUGUACUCAGUUUGGUCACCUUAACAGAAGAAGAUCUUCAAACCUUUUCUACUAAAGAGGGAGAACAUAAAGGACUUAAAAAAAUUGCAAUCCGUCAAGAGAAAUGGAAGACUUUGACAGAGGAUGAGAGAGAUAGACUCAGUCAAGAAGCUAAUAGAAUAAGAGAAGAAGAUAAAUUAUCAUACUUAGAUGAACUUUCAAAAUGGAUGUUGUCUUUGAUUGAAAACAAGGAUUUUGAUGAAAUUUUCCCCAUUUUAGAAUUAAAGGAAGUGAAAAUGGUUCUUGAUCAUUUAGCUGGAAUUAAACCCACAAAAGCUAGAUCUGCAAGGAAUCUUUUCUUGUCAUCAGAUUUGGGAAAAGAACUAGGGGUAACAGUUAAAAAUCAGUCAGAAUUAUACAACAAGCUUUCAAGAGAACAAAAGGGGACAUUUGAAGAAAUGGCCAAGAAGGAAAAGGAAAGAGCUGAAAAAGAAAGACUGCAGUGGCAAAAUAUGUUGGAACAAAAAGGAUAUACAAGGCUUAUUCAAGUUUGGAAGGAACUGUGUGUGAUGCAUGGAAAGAAGAGUAAUGUGCAUAGUUAA